This is a messenger RNA of Topomyia yanbarensis, 2340 nucleotides long. Its product is annotated as protein-associating with the carboxyl-terminal domain of ezrin. The coding region runs from base 167 to 2206 and encodes 679 amino acids. The transcript has 2 exons. NCBI's taxonomy places the organism in Eukaryota, Metazoa, Arthropoda, Insecta, Diptera, Culicidae. The record is from RefSeq and is a predicted model, not a curated record.
UUCUGCUUCGCGCAAUGCAUUUCUAUAGUGCAGUGCAAUAUUUUCUGUGUUUUCUUCGCCAGGCCACAAAGGGCUAUUUUGUGUUGUGAUUAAAAUAAUCUUUAGACUUACACACGAUUUUCCUGUAGUUUUUGAUCGAAAUGCAUUUUUGAUUAUUUGGUUAACCAUGGGCAACGAUCAGUCUCAGCUGAAGGGACUGGAAAUCAGCCGGAAAGCUGUUCAAGUGACAGAUUAUUGGUCCCUGUAUAAUGGGGAAAUUCCGGCGGAGUCCAGCGUAUCGUUUUUCUCAAUUUUCCAAGGCGAAACACUGGUCACCGGACAGUUCUGGACGAACCAGAAUCCACUGGAGAGGGCUAUCAAAAAUCUGAAGAUUUACCGCCAUCCAAACAUACUGAAGUACAUUGCUUCGUGGAACAAGGGCUCUCUGAAGAUGCUGGCAACGGAACGAUGUCGCCCGUUGGCAACGUGUCUAAACAUUACGAGUGAUGUUCAGAUUUGUCUGGGUCUAAGGAAUAUUCUAUGUGCUCUAAUUUUCCUCAUAGAACAGGCCAAAGUGCGUCAUCUAAGCAUCAGCAUAUCAUCGGUUUAUGUUACCGAAGAUGGAGCUUGGAGGUUGGCCGGGUUUGAACACCUUUGGGCAGGAGGAGAUUUCAAUUUGAACUUGUUGGAAAAGUCACAACCUUAUCGGUAUCCGAAGGCGAUCGAUCUGGAUGAACUGAAAAACAAAGGUCAGGGUGUGGAACAAUUUGCCUUUGCUGUGAUGUGCGAAGAAAUUUUGCAUAACAAAACUGAUAGCAACAUUCCUGCGGUGGAUGAUUUCAAGUCGUACUGUGCAACGCACCUGAAACAGGCCAAUGUGACCAAGCGGCCCAAACUUUCGACAAUUUUGCUCCAUCCGCUGUUUAAUCACGAUUUCAUUCUGAUACAUUCCUUCCUAACUGAACUUCCGCUGAAAUGUCCGCAGGAGAAGCAGGAGUUUUUUACCGGAUUAGCAGAUCGUCUCCGAACGUUCGAUUCUGAAACGGUGGCGGAGCAAAUGGGUUCUCUGCUUCUAUCGCGCAUUGUUCUGCUAGACACGACAGCUCAGUUAUGCGUAACACCGUUCAUUUUGCGUCCAAAAUCGGAUGACCUAUCGGCGGGUCUGUUUAUGGCCAAAAUUUUCUCCACAUACAUUAUUCCCAAGAUUAAAAAAGUCUUCUGCGUCCAGGAUGCUCAGAUUCGGUUAACAUUGCUGGAGUAUUUUCCAGCCUAUGUGGACUUUUUCAGUAAAGAAGAUUUAAAGGAGCACAUUUUACCACAAUUAUUGUUAGGGAUCAAAGAUACCAACGAUGUUCUAGUCGCUAAGACGCUCCUGUGCUUGGCAGAUUUAGUGCCAAUCUUGGGAUCUGCAGUGGUGAUCGGAGGCAAUCGAAGUAAAAUUUUUGCUGACGGAAGACCACAAGGUGUUCCAGACCAAUCAAUGCCAUGGAGUGGUGUUCGAUCCAUUACCCCAGUCAUCGGUUCCGGCGAGUUCCUAUCGGGAAGUCCCGUUCCAGGGGGAGGAGUGAAUGCAAUGGACACUAGCGUUUCCUUUUCUUCGAUUGUGCAGGAAGGAGUCGGUUUUAAUUACAUGCCGGAACGGUUAUCUCCCGAGGGUGAGGAUAUUUAUCACACUAAUAGUGAUGUGGAGCUGGAGGUGGACGAAUGGAGUGACUGGGAAAAUGAUGUCAAUGAACACACUACUAGCCAUCUGAUAAAUACCGGCCAGGAAGCGGAAGCGCCCAAAGAUGACAACAAAAAUGAGCCUAUCACUAGCCAAGAUGGACCCAUAACACCUACUACAACAAUUAGUAAGGAUGGGAAAGUCUCGGAUUCUGGUAAAGUUAGACGACAAACGUCAGGGAGUGAGAGCAUUGAAAAUUUGGACAUUAAAACACAGCCGAUGAAAAAAGUAGAGUCAACCGCCGAAAAUGAGUUUGAUUUUUUCAAAGACAUGGUACCGGUAAUUCAAAAAGCGAAUGUAUUGCUGAUUAAUGAUGAAGAUCGCGCCGAUAAUGCUGAAAGUAUUCAGUUGACAACAGUCAGAUCAAAAGGUGAAAAUCCUACGCGAUUUGUGGACGAACAAGAUAUUCCACUGAUUAAAGUUGAUGGAAGCAGAUUUGACGUUAAAGUGGAAACUCUCGAGACUAACGAGGAUGGAUGGGGAGACGAGGAAAGCGAAUGGUGAACAGGAAGAUUAAAUAAGUAGUUAAUUUAAUCAGCUAAUGUAAUAUCAUGGAAUGAAUAUCAAUUGCCAAUUUUUAAUACACCUUCGCUAAUGGACUCGACUUCGCUGAGUCGCGACGUAAUCAAAUAAAAAUA